AUGUCUGAUCAGGACCUUCCUGAAGAUAUUGCAAGACUGUUGGCUGAGGUGCCGCAACUUACGUCAUCAUCAUCGGUGGUGUUAAGAAUUGUCUAAUUACCUUCUUUUGCUAGGAUUUCGAAAGCGAGUCCAGCGACUCCGGUGAAACCUUGUCUGGAGGUAUUUCACCACCAUCAAACGCUGGUGAGUAUUCACCUACAUGCGAUAUUCUUUCUAGAGACUAGACACCGGCGUCGUAAGCGGUGGCGCGGCCGUCAAACUUCUCGCAAGAGAAAUACCUCAUUUAAAGCAUGCCUCCGAUGGAUAAUGUCGUGCCUUUGUCAACUACUGCGCAUCACCUAUGAAAUGAAGUCGCAGCUUAUUGUGAUUGAACAAAGCCUCGAUGCUCUGCAGUCGGCCCGCUCGAGUUCCUCUCCCGUGCCUACUGGGGCCGUUGAUGGUUAGUCACCGACAAUACUUUGUUUGAGCGUUAUUCACAUUUUUCAUUUUAAUUAACUUAUUUAAUUUAUACUGAAUGCAAACUGCGUGUACUACUUACUCUGACAUUGACUAUUUUCCUGCAAUAUUUCAGACGGAAGGAACGGACUACCUGAAAACGGGGAACCCAGCUCUCCCACACAGCCAUAA
Spirometra erinaceieuropaei is the source of this 627-nucleotide messenger RNA. Lineage: Eukaryota; Metazoa; Platyhelminthes; Cestoda; Diphyllobothriidea; Diphyllobothriidae. The record is from the annotation of a GenBank genome assembly.